Molecule: messenger RNA, 1477 nt
Organism: Prunus mume (Japanese apricot)
Lineage: Eukaryota; Viridiplantae; Streptophyta; Magnoliopsida; Rosales; Rosaceae
Source: RefSeq, a predicted model, not a curated record
AAUUGCUAUCACAUUCGAGCUCUCAUCACAGAAGGGGGCAUCUGGUUUUUGAUCAUCCCCUUUCUCUCCUGCAACAUCUUCAAUUUUCAGAUCGGGCAGUGGCAGAUCGCGUAAAUUUGAAUUUGACAAAAUGUACGGCUUCGAGGCGAUGACGUUCAACAUUCACGGCGGGUACUUGGAGGCCAUAGUACGGGGACACCGUGCGGGCCUUCUCACUGCCGCCGAUUACAACAAUUUGUGCCAGUGCGAGACCCUCGACGAUAUUAAGAUGCACCUUUCUGCCACCGAGUAUGGGCCCUACCUCCAAAAUGAACCGUCCCCAUUGCAUACAACUACAAUUGUGGAAAAGUGCACCCUUAAAUUGGUUGAUGAGUAUAAGCACAUGCUAUGCCAAGCCACAGAGCCCUUGUCAACCUUUUUGGAGUACAUUACAUAUGGCCACAUGAUAGACAAUGUUGUCCUGAUUGUUACUGGAACCUUGCAUGAGAGAGAUGUUCAGGAACUCUUGGAAAAAUGCCACCCUUUGGGCAUGUUUGACAGCAUUGCCACCCUGGCAGUUGCACAGAAUAUGCGGGAGCUUUACAGACUGGUGCUUGUUGACACACCACUUGCUCCUUACUUUUCUGAAUGUAUUACAUCUGAGGACCUGGAUGAUAUGAAUAUUGAAAUAAUGAGGAAUACUCUUUACAAGGCAUACCUUGAAGAUUUCUACAGGUUUUGUCAGAAACUAGGUGGCGCCACAGCAGAGAUCAUGUCUGACUUACUUGCUUUUGAGGCUGACAGAAGGGCGGUCAAUAUUACCAUAAAUAGUAUUGGAACUGAGCUUACUCGUGAUGAUCGCAGGAAGUUGUAUUCUAGCUUUGGUUUGCUUUAUCCCUAUGGCCAUGAAGAACUCGCUGUCUGUGAGGACGUUGAUCAGGUCCGUGGUGUCAUGGAAAAAUAUCCUCCAUAUCAGGCUAUCUUUUCAAAACUAUCCUAUGGUGAGAGCCAGAUGCUUGACAAGGCAUUUUAUGAAGAGGAGGUGAAAAGGCUUUGCUUAGCAUUUGAGCAACAGUUCCAUUACGGUGUUUUCUUUGCAUACAUGAGGUUGAGGGAGCAGGAGAUCAGAAAUCUUAUGUGGAUAUCUGAGUGUGUGGCUCAGAACCAGAAGUCCAGAGUUCACGACAGUGUGGUCUUCAUAUUUUAGUUUGGAUUGGGACUCGAGACAGAUCAUUAGAGAUAAUUAUUUGUUCUUUUGCAUAAUCUUCUGUAAAUCUCCUCCCCGUCUUAUCCUGGAACGAAUUGUAGAGAUGGGGGUGCAGUUGCGUUGUUUGCAAUAUCUGGUGUUCCUAAUAAGCACUUUUGCAUAUAUUCCAAUUGUUCUUUUUAGAGGGAAAAUGUCUUAAAUUCCGAGAUCGAACAUGUGUCAGUUGUGAGGAUAAACUGAAUUUAUGUAUUGUAAUUUGAGAUAUAAUAUAGUAGCACUUAUUCAAACUCA